UGCGUUCAAACGUUCGAUAUUCGGUAUGAAAAUGUUGUGUGCUUUUAUUUCGCUAUUUUCUUGCUUUUUCCUUGUGGUUUCAGCCGAGGAUGUAGCUUGUCCAACUGGAGCUUCGUCUGGCUGUACAUGUAGCAAGAUUUCGGAUGAUCUGAAAGUUGAAUGUAAAGACAACGACCAAAUUACUGACAUACCGGCAUGGAUACCAAACAAUACGAACAGACUGGAGUUUGAAAAUUGUGAUAUUCGCAUCCUAAAUCGUGACAGUUUCAAGAAUCUCGUCAAUCUAACUAAUAUAGAAAUAGUCAAGCAAAGCCGUCGUCUUACCUUUAACGAUAGUUCGGUUUUUCAAGGCUUGAAUCGUUUGUCUAAAGUCGUCUUCGAUGAUAAUAAUAUUGCCUCGCUCCCAGCUGGCUUGUUUGCCAAUCUACCAAGUUUGGAGACACUUGGGCUCAACGAUAAUCCAUUACCAACUUUGCCUGAUGAUUUGCUUCAAAACUCACCAAAUGUUCAAACUUUUAACCUUGCGAAUACAAAAUUAGAUAAAGAUAAUAUUACUAAGAUAGGCGAAGGACAUUUUGGUAAAAAUAUUCAGGCUUUGUGGAUCAGUGGCACAUACAUUCAACGUUUGAAGGAUGGCUUAUUUACUGGCCUACCAAAACUGAAAGCUUUAUCAAUUGGUAAUUGUGGAAUUAACUUUAUCGGGGCAGAUAUACUAAAAGGAACUGAACUUGGCAGCAUAACUCUUGAUGGGAACCCAAUCCAAUCAAUUGAUGAGAAUGCUUUCCGGGGUUCCAAAGUGCCUGUAUUUCAAUGUAAUGGAUGCCAGCUGAUAUCCAGUGUUACAUUUAAUGGCUUUCUGAAGAAAAUGCCAGCGCUGUACAGCAUUAACCUUCAAAAUAAUAAUCUCACUCACGUUCCAAAGAAUGCGUUUACUGAGCUAAGAGAUCUGUCUAUAAUUGACUUAUCGAGUAACUUAAUUGCAACCAUUGAAAGCAAUCCUUAUGGUGACUUGCCAAAAUGUGGUACUACAACAUGUAUACAGCUUGAUAAUAACCCGUUCAACUGUGACUGUAACCUGGCUUGGUUACGAUCCUUUGCUGACAAGAUUGAAGGUGACAAAACAUCCUGGAAAUGUGUUGGACCGCCGAGUGUGGCUGGGAAAAGUUUGCUGUCACUUGAAAUCAAUGCGUUUUGUUGUGGAAGUGUGAACUCAACAAAGUGUGGUUUGCCCCAGCCAGCCACUCAGCCUACUCUUCAGCCUACAACUCGGCCUACUACUCAGUCUGACCCGGAUCCUAACAAUGGAUGGAUUGUUUCUGCUGAUGGUAUGAUGGUAGCUAUCUUGUCUCAGAUUGUGAUAAUGUUUAGUAUCCCUUAACUUUUUGUGUGACAUUUUUAGAUUCAGCUACUUUAAUCAGAAUAUUAUAUUACUAGGCCUCUCCAAAUUAGGCUUUAGUUUCCUGUCCGGCCCUUAUUUCAUAUUACACGUGGGCGGGCGGUCCAUUUCCAUUACCAUUAGAAUUAAUGUCUGAAAGAAUCUGACACAACUCGUUAUUCGUAAUUCCAUGAAAUAGAUCCACGCUUUAAACGUCCAUUCAACCAUGUUUCUAUGGAUUGUUUUGGAUUUUGUGUAUGAAAGCCAUGAAAGCAAUGAAAGCAAUGAAAGCCAUGCUAUUAGUUAACAUUAUCCUUUUAUUAUGUUCGCGAAAAUCAAAACGUGUAACAGAAGUGUCUAACUCCGCGGCCGCUACAGUAAUAAAAACGAACAAAGACAACAAUUCACAAUCCCGUUCUUUCAGGAAAGUUUCAUUAUGUUAUAAAUAUGUAUUUAAGUUCUUUAAUUGUAGGUUUGCAUGGCGAUAAAACAUAUAACACUUUUGUUUGUGGAAACACCACGUAAAUUCAUUACUGCAAAUAUGUAUUUCUUGAACAAUAGAUUGGAAAACUGUGCAUUUUCGUUUUUCUUAGUCAUAAAGGUCAAAUAAUGGAAACAACUUAGCAAUUAUGGACAAAUUAUGCGGCAAUUUCUAGGAGACGCGUAGGUGGAGGAAAGGAAACUAAAGUUUAAUUUUGGAGUGUCCUUAUACUGCAUAAUUAUACAAAUUACAAAAUCAAAAUGUAUGGUUUCGAGAUACUGGUUUGCCUUUGAAUUUGCACUAAAUUUUAAGCCUGAGGUACUUGCGAUCAAUAGCUAUUGUAGCCUAUAUCUUAGUGAAAAUUCCCUUAUGGCAGCAACAAUAGAGUUCCCUUUAUUUCACAACUAUGAAAGAUAUGGAUCCAGGAUAAAGCAGAUUCUGGUGACCACAAAUCAACAGUGAUGUACAUUAACCCAUUAAGUUGCAUUGUGCCAAUCAUCCUUUCAUUCUAUACCUCUAGUUCGAACUGAAAGAUUUCAGCGUUCUUUUGAAAAUACGUGUCUGUUUGAAUAUUUUUAGUUUUUGAUUGCAUGCAUAUAAAUUAUUGCAUAAUAUUGUAAAUAUAGUAAAUAGUAAUAAAGUAUAAUAAGCCAAUCAAAUGUAUAACUGUAUAUCAAUGUCAAAUUUUUAAUUAAAAAUUUAGUUUCUAAUCUAGACUUAGCAUGAUAACAGACCUACGUUUCACCCGCCCUAAAAUUCGUCGACGGAAAGGGUGAAACGUAGGUCUGAUGAAAAUGUUGUCAAAAGCGCCUUCCGCCCACUUUGCAUUUUGCAAUCAUUAACGAUGAUGAUUGACACAACAUGUAAUACCUAAAAAUACAAUGAAAGUUGUCGAUUUCACUUUAUUGCAAGUUUGUAAACUAGUAAGAGUCGAUAAGUACAGAUAUUCGAAUAAAUAUUUAAAAUAUUGGUAACCCCAUGGAGCCCGUUGCUUUUAUAUACUUAAAC
This is a messenger RNA of Paramuricea clavata, 2864 nucleotides long. Lineage: Eukaryota; Metazoa; Cnidaria; Anthozoa; Malacalcyonacea; Plexauridae. The record is from the annotation of a GenBank genome assembly.